Molecule: messenger RNA, 701 nt
Organism: Drosophila navojoa
Lineage: Eukaryota; Metazoa; Arthropoda; Insecta; Diptera; Drosophilidae
Product: microtubule-associated protein Jupiter
Source: RefSeq, a predicted model, not a curated record
AAAUUCUGUAAAAAGUUUGGAAAAUUCAUUUUUUUUUUGUUUUCGUAAAAAUAUUUAGUGUUCACCGUGUGCAAAUAGAAGUUAUCCAACAUGAGCAACAAGGCUCCCGAACCACAGGCCUUCGAGCGGGAUGAGGCUUGCCCCGUUAGCCCCGUGCCCAGCGCUGAAGAGCAACGUCCAGUCGAUACGUUGAACGUCGAUCUUCCAUGCACUACCCACGCUGUCGGGCCGGUGCCGGCUGAGAACGCUUCGUUCGUUGAGUCCGACAAUCACGACGCAUAUCAACAAUGUCGUCGCGAUUCGAGCACAAAUCCCGAACCUACGUACUCGCUGAACAAUAUGGCCCCGGAGCCCGAUCUGAAGGAACCGAUGGGAGUCUGCGGCGACUACGUGGAGCAGUCAACACCGCCGUGUGUCAAGCUCGACAACAAGGAUAUCUUUUAUUCGCGCAAUCCGAUUACCGGCUCUGGUCUGAAUGGCGAUGGCGUAGGUGGUCUAAAGCCCAGGAAGAUCAAGAACCGAGAGGGCAAUCCAGUCACCGGUGAGGGCUACAAGCCGGGCGCUACUGACUUUAUACAACCACAUAGCCAGCCGAUGCAAUCCAAUUCGAAUAGUCGAGUCCCACCCGGCGGUUAUUCGUCGGGCCUCUGGUAAACUCCAUAUUCAGAGCAAUGACCAGCCCUGCAUCUCUGCGAAGGACA